CUCGCAGCGGCGGGAAGGAGGAAGCCGCCCGGAGUUUGGAAACUUCUCGGGACGAUGAAAGCGCAGCCCGGAGCGCGCUAAGCAGCAGGAGGCGGUGGUUCCGGUUGGGAGAUUUUUUUCGGAAGGCUGAAAACCUCAACAAAGGGCUCCUACUUUCGGUGCAGGCAGAGGACAAGGGAAGGGGCCUUAGCAUCCCCCCUCCCACAAGCACAUUCCUUCCCCAGCGAGAGCCAUCAUGGAACAGAUCAGCUCCUUUUUCCACUCAAUUGGGACUUUCAUCCACUCGAAACACCAGGAGGGCAUCUACAAUACGGUCUGCCUGGCGGUACUGAUGGGACUGCCCCUCCUUGUCCUCCUCGUCAUUCUCUUCAUCUGCUGCCAUUGUUGCUGUUGUGGACGGCAGCGAAAGGACAGCAGCAGCAUCAGUGGUGGUUCUUCCUACGGCAAGAAACGAAGGAAGAAGAAAGAAGAGGAUCUGUGGAUCUCAGCCCAGCCCAAACUGCUUCUGCAGGAAAAGAGGCCGUCCCUGCUGGUCUAGUGAGAAGGGAGGUUCGCAAGAGCUGUACCCCUUGAUUCAUAAGACUGGGAUGAUGCACUGUAAACACGAGAAGAUGUCGUGCUGGCUCUCUCCCCUUUAAGGAUGACUGACAGGUUGUUGGUUGUUGUUUUAAAGGCCUUUGGAAUGAAGGAACUAUACAAAAACUGCCACUGAAAUGUACUGGAGGGUCUCUAGCUAAGCACAUUUCUAAUUUACUCAUGUGGCAUGAAUUACCACCCAUGACUGCAUCCAGUGUUAAUCCAACAUGACUUUGUACAUACGGCACAUUUUGCCAUUAUGAAUGGGCACCUGUGCUCUUGUGCUUAAAGACCUAUAUGGGAAGGAGACCAUUUCUUCCAGCAAACAAGUCUUGCACUGACAUCUUUAUGCGUGCUGGCAAACAAAAUUGCUGCUGUGCAAACGUACAUUAGUAUGUGUCGCCUGCACAUCCAUAUGCAAAAUCAGAUCUCACACAGAUAACCAGGGGACAUUCGUGGAGGAAUAGGUCUUUUAAUAGCGACAACCACAGUAGAUAAAUGGAAACUCCCAGGUUCAGCGGUAGGAUACUUUUGACCCGCAGCUGCAAGAAAUAGGAGCUCUUGCCCUCCUUGUGGGCUUCUUGGAUGCUUGCAUCUGGCCACUGCUAAAGCAAGAAUCUUGGCUGGAUUCAGUGCCACCCACCUGUUCUUAUGUUAAUAACAAGGGCCUCUUUACUGCCCUCCCCACCCUAACAAUGGGAUGUCACAAACCCAGGGCUCAUUUCGAGAGGGAACACAUAGGAACACAGUUCCAGCAGUUCCCCAAAGAGGUCACAUGUCAGGUGGCCACGCCUGACAUGUGACGCCACCACCUGACAUGUGACGCCACCACCUGACUCUCAGCCAUUUUGGGCCCGUUUCAGCCUGGAUUCGGGCCAAAACGGCCUGGAUUGGGCCUCUGAUGGGUGGUGGAUCACUCUUCCACUCAUCAGUGGCCCGAUCCUGACCAUUUUGGGCUCCUUUUCAGCCAUUUUCAGCCCCUUUUUGCCAUUUUGGGCCCAAUUUCGGCCCUGAACGGCCAGGAUUGGGUCCAAAACAGAAUAGGUGGUGUCAGAGGGUGUGGCAUAUGCAAAUCAGUUAUAUUAAUGACACACUUCCGGUGAUGGCAAGAGGUGUGGCAUGUGCUAAUGACUUCCUCCAGCUCUUUUCCUACGAAAUGACCCCUGCACAAACCUAUGACAAGAUCUUUUCAGCAGAUCUCUGUAAUCAGGGCUUUCUGUAUUCUGCUAUUGCAGCACAGAAUUCACCGAAGUGAGAAUCCAGCUUUCGUUUUUAAAAACACUCUAGACCUUGAGGCUGCCACAGAUCUAUGGGCAAUGUAUGAUGAAAUCUUACCAGAAGGAGGGAGGAAUUGAGCAGGAAGAUUGCUGGUUAGAAGGUGGGCUUGGUGGUUGUCUCCCCCCUCCCGCCACCCCACUCUGUGGCUACCAGAAGGUAAACCUCCAUGAAUAAUUUGUUACCCCAUAUAAAUUAAAUGGUCCCUUACCAAUACAAUCCUUUUUGUUACUCCCUCCCUUUAUACCUUAAGGCCUUUCCAGUCACAGGGCAUAGUUAAACAUGCUUCAGCCCCACUGCUCUGUGUGGGAUGGUGCAUGGUUCAGUCUUUCCCAUUGGAAUCGAUGGGACAUAAAAGAUGGUUGCUUCAGCUGCCGUGUACCUAUAAUAGUAUUUACAGGGGGGAUAGUUGGUUAUCCCAUUAAGCACUCAAACGGCUAUUCCUCCAGCUAACGCACCUGCUUCUAGCAGCUGUUUGCUAUCCUUAAACCACAAUAUUUAGUUGCUAGAAAAAUCUUGUUUUUCUCCACCAUGACAGUUGUUGCAGUAAUUACUGUGGUGUGGUUCAUGGGUGCACCUGUUAGCUGGUGCCUGUGAUAUUGCUGUGGUCAGAGGAAGAAGAUUCCUUUGUCUGCUUGCUUAAGACCAUGAAAGGCCCUCGAAUUUGCUGUUUACUCCUCCCUCUUCGUUUUCCUUUCCUCUCUGUGGACUCCCAUUUCCAUUUCAAUCGUAAUACCAACCUUUCUUUCCUCCCUCCCUUGAACCAAUUGCCUUCAACAGGCAAGGCCCAGAGCGUGCCUUUAAGCCUGUCUCGGCCCACCUCCAGUUCCCUAAGUUAUGCAAUUGAGGCUGCAACCAUUUGCACACCUUCAUGGAAGUAUGGCCCACUGAAACCAGUGAGCCUUGCCCUCUAAAUAAAUAGGAACAGGACAGGGCUAAGGAACUCAUUAAUAUGGACCGUUAUAGUGAUCCUAGAAUCAUUGUGUUGGAAGGGACCUCUAGGGUGAUCUAGUCCAACCCCCUGCACAAUGCAGGAAAUUCACAGAUACCCCGCGACUGCCCCAGUGACCCCUGCUCCAUGCCCAGAAGAUGGUGAAACACCUCCAGGAUCCCUAGCCAAAACAGCCUGUGGAAAACCACCACCUGACCCCAAGCUGGCAAUCGGCACCACCCUGGGCUUGUAGGAAGGGCCACGAAAACCAAGCACGUACCAUUUUAUAAUUCACGAACUUGGGAGAAAUUCCACUGUGGAGCCACCGAGCUAUCCCUCACAAUGCAGUUGCUUGUGUUGCUAAGCAGCCCACAUGUUGAAGUGUGCGGAGGCUUCGGCAGUGGUCUGUGUGGCUGGCUUUUACAUUUCACCACUGUUUGUCUUGCACUUUGCUUUCCAGUCUGCAUUCUAGGAUUGCUUUUUUUAAUUGCACAGUUUAUGCAAAAAGGGGGAAGGGAGGGGACAUGUUAUUUAAAAAAUAAAUUUUUAUUUUAAUGAAA
Messenger RNA from Eublepharis macularius, 3342 nucleotides. RefSeq names its product KIAA0040 ortholog. The transcript is spliced from 2 exons. The coding region runs from base 236 to 538 and encodes 100 amino acids. NCBI's taxonomy places the organism in Eukaryota, Metazoa, Chordata, Lepidosauria, Squamata, Eublepharidae. The record is from RefSeq and is a predicted model, not a curated record.